UGGCACCCAACCCACCACAAGCGCUUCCCGUCAUUGCUUUCACGUGCCAGACGCCGAAACGGAUUUACUAACCGUACGUCCUCAAUCUGAGUUUACUUCAACCACAUUUUCUCCCUUUUUUUCAGAUUGAGUUGAUGAUAAAAAUGAACAGCUUGUUUAAGAAAUGCAUUCACAGUGUGGUCACGUCACUGGUUGACAAGUGUGCACCCGCGGCUACCGUUACAACAUGCUCCACGAUCGCCAAGCAACGCUCACAUGGUUACAGUAACAAUGAUGUCUUUGAUGAUGGCCACUGUCCACCUAGGAUUUUGAUCACAGGUUCACUGGGACAGCUGGGUUCCGGGCUGGCCGCAUUGCUGAGGGAGCGGUACGGCAAUGAAAAUGUUGUCAUGUCUGACAUUGUGAGAGCACCGAAACACAUUCUCGAGCAAGGUCCGUUUCUGUUUGCGGAUGUUUUGAACUUGAAAGGUCUGCGCGAGAUCAUCGUAAACUACGAGAUCGACUGGCUGAUCCACUUCAGUGCGCUGCUGAGCGCAGUGGGUGAGCAGAAUGUGCCACUGGCGAUGAAGGUGAACAUCGAAGGCCUGCACAACGUGCUCGAGGUGGCCAAGCAGUACAGACUGAAGCUGUUCGUACCCAGCACCAUAGGUGCGUUUGGGCCUGAGUCCCCGCGAAACCCGACCCCCGACAUCACGAUUCAGCGACCGAGAACGAUCUAUGGAGUAUCCAAGGUCCAUGGAGAGUUGAUGGGGGAGUACUACUUCCACAAGUAUGGCCUGGAUUUCCGCAGUCUGAGAUUCCCCGGCGUUAUAUCGCCCGACGCGCAUCCAGGUGGCGGCACAACAGAUUAUGCUGUGGAGAUAUUCCACGAUGCCCUCACUACGGGGCAUCACCGGUGUUUCCUGGCCCCGGACACGCGGCUGCCGAUGAUGUACAUCACAGACACGCUGCAGGCGACGAUGGACUUCCUGGAGGUGCCGAGCGAGGAGCUGUCGAUGCGCACGUACAACGUGACAGCGAUGAGCUUCACCCCGGAGGAGCUCGCGGAGGAGGUGCGCAAAUACGUGCCACAGCUCGAGGUGACAUACGUGCCCGACCAGAGGCAGGCCAUAGCUGAUUCCUGGCCGCAGGUUCUUGACGACGAGAUGGCUCGCCGCGAGUGGGGCUGGAAACACCAGUACGACCUGGAAGGAAUGUGCAGGAUCAUGUUUGAACGCCUCAUCCCCAAACUGAAGGAAAAUGAAAAACAGCAAAGUGCACGCAAAGAAUGUUAAGAGUUAUCUCCCAUAGGCCAGUAAAGUAUGGCAACCACCACUUUGUAUAAUUAUUGGAGCUGUGAAUAUCAGAAAGACUUUUAGCAGUGGAAACAAAAACUUUUAUUCCCUGGUCAUAAUAUAAUAAUUCAGACCUGCCUACCCAUACACGUUUUGUGGGUUUUAUACGCAGUUUUAAUCCUUGGUACACCAGUAUGCAGAUUCAAUCUAAAUUGCAUAAUCCAAUAAAUAAAUGUUUUAAAAAAGCAACAAACCAUUAUGUUUAAAAAGGAAGUGAAAAACAAAGUAGAAAUUGUGUAAAAGAAAGAAAAGAUGCAAGAGAACAGUAAUAUCCUCAAGAGAUUCCCGGAAUACAAGCAUGAUCUUUAGAAAACCCAUUCCCGGAAUACAAGCAUUACGUUUAGAAAACCGAGUUCAGAAUACAAGCAUUAUCUUUAGAAAACCCAUUCUCAGAAUACAAGCAUUAUCUUUAGAAAACCCAUUUCACUUGUACCACAAAACUGAUUUUAGUAUUGACCACUCGCAUGUUUUCUAUAUAUUCAAUUUAUGUGAAAAUUUUAUUGUCAGAAUCAGAAAUGAUUAUUUUCUAUGUUUAUAUUGACAAAUACAUUAUUUUGCUCACUGAAAUUCCCAAAUGGGAACAUUUUGGUAGGCAGGUCUGAUAUUAUGAUGUAUAUACCAUAUUUAAUGGCAUAAUGUAAUGUAGAUCUGAGAAAGCUUGACAUAAUAUUUGCACUUUUUAAUCAGGCAUCAAAAUAAGUCCAGAAUGGUUGUACAGGUUACUAGGGAGGUUACCACCUGUCAAGAAAGUCAAGAACAAUAUUUCAUUCUCCACAAAGCAGCCAUCACCUAAAUGUUGAUAGUUUUGUGUCAUUCAAAUAUAAUAAAAAUAUACAAGUAUUGUUUAAAUGAGAACAGGUACAUGAAUGAAGAACAAAAUAUCAGUUUGUCUGUGAAGAGAGUUAAUAGCAGUAAUAAUUGAAAUAUCAGUAUGUUGUAAUGUAUAGGCUACUAGUAUUUUGUGGUAACGUGUACGUGGGCCAGCUGAUACUUAUUGCGAUGCCUGUGUUACGAAGGUGACAUGGCAUGGUGAAAAGGCAGCAGUGUUUGAAUCUCAAGCCUCUAUUGGCUGGUUUACAAAAUAGUCUCUUUUAUCAUAGUCUUUCACACAAACUGGGAUAUUUUUGUGAAUAAUAACCAUUUUGAAAUGUUUUAUUUAUGCCAAAAUAUAUUUUACAUUGAAUAUCAAAAUAAAUUAAUAACUUAUGUGAUGAAUAAUAAUACUGUAUACAAUUCUUAUUUGUUAAUAAAAUAAAUGUCAUAUUAUUAAGAUAAAUUAUAAAGUAUACAAUUACCGACAAUAAUAUUACUGUGUAUAUAAAAUUAAUACACAGCAAAACCUAGCUAAACAGCCACCUGUCUAAGAUUUAACGAGGCCACUGAGUGGUUGAUGGGUCUGAGAGGCUGAAGUCACUUCAGUUUUAUCUAACAUAGUGCAGAUUAGCCCGUGUAAAACUGUAGAUUAGCUACUUUAAAUAUUGUUAAGUGACAACACAGAAAGGCCUUCACUGUAAAUGUGGGGGUUUUCACGACAGAGAUUUUCUAAUUUCUGAUCAAAGCUACUUUUCAUGGAAAUACUCCUGUCAUAUACAUAUCCAUUGGGUGAAGACAUUUAAAAAAAAAAAGGGAAGGACAUAUAAAUGAUAUUAGUGUAAUUCAUAAUUAGACUGAAAACAUGUUUCUAAUUUCUAAUUAGUAAAUUUCACUAUUUAUGUAAAUUAUAAAAAAUUCACAAGCUAAAAUAUACCUCUUUAUUUUUUCUGCUUUCUUUGUUACUUAUUAGUCAUGCCGAGAUUGAUGUAAAAAGUGUGUGUUGUACAAACUAAUUCGUGUAAAUUCACCCGAAUAACAUUCCAAAUCUGUCCUUACGAGCACUUGUCUUUUACACAUUGGCGUCGAUGAUAGCUGUAUAGCACUUUUAUAUAGGAGGAGAGUUACAGGACUCCACCUUAGCGGUAGCCCGGGCUAUUUUGGCUACCUAUUUGUUGCUUGGGCUACCAGUAGUCUAAACCCAGUAGACUGCUGGGCUACUACAUUUAUUUUGCACAUCCAGUUACUUUGCAAUUAACAAGACGCUUAACCCCCACCUAAAAUACAAUGUUUAAAUAAAAGUAAAUAAUUUAGCUUUUUUUCUCUCUUUUUUUAAAUUUAUAAAAAUUAUGGGGCUACCAGUUUUUACUGAGGGCUGCCAGAUUUUAUAACCUGAAAAAAGUUAAGGUCCUGGAGUUAUAUUAAUCAUUGAACGCAGAGUGAGCAAUGAGUUUAAAAAACCAUGAUUACAAGUGUGAAGAAAAUCUAUGAUUAAUCCUAUGAUCUCAGUGACGAUGGCGUGAUUAUAUCGGACCUUCCAAACCUAGCGUCUGAUAAUUGUC
Messenger RNA from Gigantopelta aegis, 3706 nucleotides. RefSeq names its product L-threonine 3-dehydrogenase, mitochondrial-like. Gene Ontology annotation, biological process: L-threonine catabolic process. The transcript has 9 exons. The coding region runs from base 135 to 1274 and encodes 379 amino acids. NCBI's taxonomy places the organism in Eukaryota, Metazoa, Mollusca, Gastropoda, Neomphalida, Peltospiridae. Gene Ontology annotation, molecular function: L-threonine 3-dehydrogenase activity. The record is from RefSeq and is a predicted model, not a curated record.